UAGAGGUGACACAGAGAGAAGACAAAACGGUAUUCGAUGGUGUAAGACUUCUGACGAAGGAAGAACCUCGAAGGAACAAGGUAGCACGAUCAGUAGUGUUCAAACGGUUCGUGCGAAGAAGACCACGAUACGACGAAAAAUGUUCGUUAAGAAAUCUUUGUCAUUGCGAUCGAUCGCAAUUAUAACGAUACUGUCGAUAAAAAUUAUUUCGUUAGAAGCUAAACGACCGCGCGGACCUAUUGAGGAAGCUAUACAGAACGGUGCAGUGAACGAUUAUAUACAAGAGGAUUGCAUUUGGAGACGUGGAAACGACAGAGACUCCUGUCCGGAUCCUGAAGUUCGUGUUUAUUUGUAUACUCCUGGAAAUAAUCGUAGAGAAUUAGAUUCGAGGGAAUCCGAUUGGCUUAGACACGAUUACGAUACUACGAGGGAGAAUAUCAUUCUUAUUCAUGGCUAUGCAGGUGGCGAUAAUACAUUACCAAUUGCGGUGCUACGUGAUGCCUAUUUACGGAAUGGUAGUUACAACGUCUUCCUGGUAGAUUGGGGUGCAUUAGCCGCGGCACCUUGUUAUCCAGCAGCGGUAUCGAAUCUUCAUCCAGUCGCUCGUUGCUUAUCAAGGACUCUGACGACUCUAAGAAACCUCGGUUUACCUAUUCAUCGAACAACGUGCGUGGGACAUUCCUUAGGAGCUCAUAUAUGUGGUAUCAUAGCAAAUUACCUUCUAUUUCGAAUGAAUCGAAUAAUUGGCUUGGAUCCGGCCAAACCACUUAUUCGUCCAGGUCGAGUAAAUCGAUUGGAUAGUGGCGAUGCUGAUUUCGUUGAAGUGAUGCAUACAAAUGCUGGUUAUUAUGGCGAAUCCAUUCGUAUGGGUCAUGCUGAUUUCUGCAUAAACGGUGGCAAAAUUCAACCAUUUUGCGAGGGUAGAUCGAACGAUCAGCUUUGCAGUCACGUUUGGGCGGUAUGUUUUAUGGCACUUAGUCUUGACAACGACGGUCGAAAUACGAUAGCCGAAUCGUGCUCACGUAGAUGUCCUUCCGGCCCAAAAAUCGCACAAAGAGCUGGCGUCUACGUUCCGAUGGGACAUCACACGCCUAGUGAGAUUAGGGGUUCGUUCUGUUUUAACAGUAUACUACCACCGUAUUGUCCGAGAUAUCAUAAUGGUCAUGGGGAUGAUAGGUGUUGCUUACCAGGUGAUAUGAAUACUGAUUUAUCGUUUAAAAAAAAAAAUAAUGCGUCUGUUAAGUCGUAAUAGGUUUCCUGAAUUUUACAAACGAGGAUGGUUCGUACCAUUGGGUAUAUUUGGGUUUUAAACGUUAACUCAUAUUUCUAUUACGGAACAGGUAUGCACAUUGCACGCAUACAUACACACACAUAUAUACAUAGUAUAUAUUUCACGUUAAUAUAUAUGAAUUUUUAAACGUAUCUGCUCAUCUGUUAGGGAAAAUUGUAAAUUAUGUAUAAAAUAAUUUUAUAAUGUAACGUAUAUUCGUGAUAGAUGUAAUGUACAGAGUGUUUAUUAAAUAUUUAUAUCGUUUCCAAAUAA
Messenger RNA from Vespula pensylvanica (western yellowjacket), 1543 nucleotides. RefSeq names its product phospholipase A1. The record is from RefSeq and is a predicted model, not a curated record. The transcript has 2 exons. Lineage: Eukaryota; Metazoa; Arthropoda; Insecta; Hymenoptera; Vespidae. The coding region runs from base 140 to 1249 and encodes 369 amino acids. Gene Ontology annotation, molecular function: lipase activity. Gene Ontology annotation, biological process: lipid metabolic process.